CUUUUUCAAAAAUGGAGAAGACAAGUCCUCUGGUGAAUUUAUUAGAUAAAAUCAGCAACUGCUCAAAUAUCCUACCGUACUAUGGAUAUCUUGACCAAUGAAGAAAUUUGGCUAAGAACUUAUGCAAAAGCACACGUGAAAUGUGGGAAGAAAACAUUCCUGGAUUUUCUGGGAAUCUUCUAAAAAAUCAAAUAAGAAAAAUAGUGAUCAAGAACUCUUUCAAGAAGAUCCAUGCAGACAUGCUCUUGAGAAAUGAUAAUUACACUGUUUUCAAACUCGACUUGAACCUUGACACUGUUUCGUCCCUCGAUGCCUUUAUUUACUUCUACAAAAGCCUGAGGUUUCCAGAAUUAGUCAAGAUAGAUAAGAUCAAAGUCAAACCUGGUGAUGACAAAGUAGUUCUGGAGAAUAUCUACGAAAUCCUUCUAUACAGUGAUAUCGAGCUCAGAGAGGAGAACAUCCAGACUUAUGCCAAGUUCAACAGCAAUCAAAAAUAUCAAGUUCCUUUCAUGCAUGAAGCUUACUUCAAUCUUGCUCUGAACACGGAAAGAGCAUAUUCGCUUUCUGUCAGACCUCCUGAGGAUAUCCUUCUAAGAACGACCUUGUAUGCAAAGAAGUUGAAUGUUCACAUUGAUUCCCAGACACCUGAUGAACUUGAACUGGAGAUUAACGAUCAACUCAAAGAAUCAGUGAACCACCUUCGAGUUAUUUUUAAAGAUGAAGUUCCCAUUAAAACACCAACCAAUACUAUUUCUCAGUUAAAGGAUCUACUUGGAAAUAUCACUCUUCUAGAACUUGAAUACAACAUCUACAUCGAUGCACAUGCUUGCUACCAUAUUGACUCUGUGAACAAGAAAUGGAGCCCUGAUAUAAUUAAGUUCAACUCUAUCGGAGGCUCUGUCAUCGGGAAAGCAGUCCUGAAGGAGAUGAACAAAAAAGUUCCAACAAUUUUCUAUGCCACUGAAGCAAACAAGAAGCUCAGUGCCAUCCAAGCAGAGACGAUCAGCUUCUCUUGGACUGAUAUAGAUGAUUUUAAGAUAAUCCCACAGCAUGAGUUCACAGUGUUCUAUUCCCUGAAUAGCAUAAAUUUCAAAAAUAUCUUAAAAGAAACCCAAGACAAUGAAUGGUUCACAGAAGUUGAGAAAUACAGGAAGCAAGGAAAAGUGUCAAUAGAGCAUGAAUGAUGCUUCUUUAUAAUCCCUAAUGAAUUCAUCUCUGAAUUCAACAUGCAGGGGGUAACCCCUCCUCUUUGAUGUCAGGAAGAAUUCAAAGUAAAUAUUAAGACUAUCAAACAUCUUGAAUAUCUCCUUUAUGACGAUGAAAUUAAUACUGAAAUCUGGAAUAGCUCCUGCUACUUCAAUGUUAGCCUCUCAGGAGAACUCAGAAAACACUUUACGAAUGAGUACUGUGAAGAAUAUUUCACAUCAAUUCAGAAAAUCAACAAACUCUUUACAAAGCUAUUCGAGAGGAAACUCACAAGUUUAGAGAUAGCUUUUCCUCUUGACUCAGAAAGCAUUGAAUACAUUGCCUUAAUUUUACCUACAGACAGCCUAGGCUGCAGGUAUUUGUCUCACUUCUACGCAAAAAUCGAAAAGCCUGACUACCUAAAAUCCCUGCUAGACUCAAUCAGGGACUCAAGCAUUGAGACAGGGGCUUUACAGUGCCAAUUCAAGCUACAAGACAUGGUCCCACCUCUUGACUCCUCAGAAUGGUACAAUACCUUCAUUACCGAAAAGCCCUUCUUCAAAAUAGAAUUCUUCCCAUUCUUUGGUGACAUUGUAGAAUUCUCGAACAACAUAAAAGUGAUUGCUUAAUCAAACAGCGAAUUCAUUAAUAAUUUGUUUGUAAAUGAAUUUA
Molecule: messenger RNA, 1857 nt
Organism: Moneuplotes crassus
Lineage: Eukaryota; Ciliophora; Spirotrichea; Euplotida; Euplotidae
Source: the annotation of a GenBank genome assembly